Messenger RNA from Talpa occidentalis (Iberian mole), 2237 nucleotides. It is a transcript of the gene UBE2U, whose product is annotated as ubiquitin conjugating enzyme E2 U. The record is from RefSeq and is a predicted model, not a curated record. Bases 955 to 1902 code for a protein of 315 amino acids. The transcript has 10 exons. Lineage: Eukaryota; Metazoa; Chordata; Mammalia; Eulipotyphla; Talpidae.
CCAUGUAACUUCAGGUAUUAAUAAGCGCAGACCUGUGCUACCUGAUUCUCAUUUAAAGAAAAAAAAAUCAUUUCGGAGCACUGCAAAUAAAAGGACAGGACAAAAUAUAAGGACAGGGCAGCUAAGUAACUUUAAAACUUUAUAGGCUAAUAAAACAUCAGCGUGCUUUAUACUGGGACACAACACUCCUUUGUUGUGCCCUUAUAUUUUGUGCCCUGUCCUUACAUUUUUUGCUGUGACUUACACCCAGGAUCCUGGGAAUUGACUCCAAGCCCUCUACACUAACUGGUUGGAAAGCGUUUUUUUUUUUUUUUUUUUUUUUUGGUGAGCUAUGCUCAGUUGAGGCAGCUGCUGCUGCUGGUGGUGGGGCGGUGGUGGGUCGUUCUCUUGACAACGGAUCUCAUUGGCUUUUCAAAGCAAAGCAGCUGAUGAUUGGCAGCGAGGGUGUACAGAGCCUUUGUCUCUGAUUGGCUGACUGGAGGCCAAGCUCCCCCCCACCUCCCUCCCUGGGCCUGCUUGGAGGCAACCUGUUUGCCUCCCUGGCUGAGGCCGCCCAGUUACACCUGCGAGGCUGCAACCACGACCAGCUGCCACGGCCUUGCACGCACAGCCCUCACGCCCACCUCACGUGGCAGCCACAUGCCCGUCCCAGGUGCUCCUUUCAAAUUUGCCUUGAGACCAGGGCGUGGGCUGGCACAGCAGAGACAGGCCGCGGGCGCAAAUCCCUCUGGAAAUCGUGGUUUUGAGGAGGCAGAGGAGACGGGAAAGCCACUGUUACGUGCCUGACUUAGAAGCCAAUUUCUCUGAGGCGCUCACAGCGUUCUAGAGUGCUGAAAAGCAAGCCACUUCGUCCGCUAACUAGGUGUGGGAGCUUGAGCCGGAACCCCAGAAAACCUGCCUCAGAGUAGCCCCCCAGGAGUGCGGACCCCGUGACAGACCCUUUACCGCCUUAUCAUGUCCAGCAGAGCUUACCUUCUGCUGGAGAGAGAGAACCGAAAGCUGAAGAAGAACAAUUACAAAGGUAUUAGUGCCUUUCCUGUGAGUGAAGACUUGCUGGAGUGGGAAGCUGUUAUUGAAGGUCUGCAGGAUACAAUCUGGCAAGGAUUAUUCUUCCAGCUGAAAAUAAAUUUUACAUUGAAGUACAACUUGGCUCCACCAUUUGUGAAAUUUAAAACAAUUCCUUUUCAUCCCAAUGUAGACCAACAUACUGGUCAGCCCUGUAUAGAUUUCUUGGACAAUCCUAAUAAGUGGAAUACCAGCUAUACAUUAAGCAGCAUCUUACUUACCCUCCAGGUUAUGCUUUCUAAUCCAGUGCUAGAAAAUCCAGUGAAUUUGGAAGCAGCCAAAAUAUUGACUAAAGAUGAAUCUAAGUACAGACUAAUAGUGCUGAAACUUUUCCAACAGCCAUUACAAUUGAAAGAUGAAAGCCCUAAGACACCUAAAAAGCCAGAUAAAAUUAUCAAAUCAACUAAAACAAUCUCAUUUUAUGAUUACUAUAAGUCAUGGUGUGAAAUAGCCACGUCAAAAGCCACAGGAUAUCACAGAACUGCACUGCUUAAAGAUCCAAGUUUCAUUGAAGAAUAUUUUAAAUUGAAAAAACAUGAGAAAACAUGUGCUAAAGAAUGGAAUUUUAAGUAUGCUGUUGUCAUGGCUCGGCUUACUAGAGAAAAAAAUAGGUAUCACAAAAACAAUGAUCCAACUGAAGGAAAACAUCACUUCCCAACUCCAAUUCACUUUUCUCCUAAUUCACAAAGUGAAACAGAAAUUGUCACAAAGAUUUAUGAAUCAGAUGCAGAUUGGAAGAAUGACCAAUUAACAGAUUUUGAAGAAUCAUGGGAAGAAGAAGUUGCUGAUCUGGUUGCCUGGAGCAAAACUCUUAACACAGAUGGUUUACAAGAUUAGGUCUAAUGCCCUAAGCUUUUGUGUAUUUAUUACAACCCCAACCACAGUCAGCCUCAUGGAACAACUCUGAAAGACUUUGAAAACUUAGGUCCCACUUUUUCUAGGUUGGCCUCAUCCCUUCACUGUUAGUACAAAUUAGAAAUAUAAGUACAGAUAAGUGAAUAUGUUGCUAUGAAUUUUUUUAAGCUCUGCUGUUUAGAAACUAAAUUAUCCAAAUUAUGGGGUGUUCAUUAUAGUAUUCCAAUCAAUGGUAUUAUACCCACAGUUGUUAGCCAACUAGAGGAAAGUUUUUGUAGGCAGAACCUGGGUCAGGAAGAGGCUGGGAUUAGAGGGGA